AUGAAAGCUGAUAGACCAAAGGAAAAUUUGAAAUGGGUACCACCCCCUAAAGGCUGGUUCAAAGCUAAUGUUGAUGGAACCAUCUUCAAAGAAACUAAUAAAGCAGGCAUAGGUGUGGUGGUGCGUGACAGUCAAGGAUGGGUGCUAGCUGCUUUGACAGAGAAAGUGGAUGGUGUUCAAGAUGCAGAGGUCAUUGAGGCAUUGGCUAUCCGGCGAGCUAUCAGGUUUGCAAUUGAAACUAGCUUUAAUUGUGUUAUAAUUGAGAGUGACUCACUCUCGAUGGUUAAAGCUAUCCAAGAUACUGCCGAAUCUACUUGUCAUAUUGGAAACAUCAUAGAUGACGUGAAGCUUUUGUCAAAGGCCUUGAAAAGCUGUGAAUUUCAUCACACAAAGAGGGAGGCAAACCAUGUUGCUCACACUCUGGCCCGCAAUGCUAUUCAUGUUGACACAGAGAUGGCCUGA
This is a messenger RNA of Quercus robur (English oak), 462 nucleotides long. RefSeq lists its product as uncharacterized. The record is from RefSeq and is a predicted model, not a curated record. Bases 1 to 462 code for a protein of 153 amino acids. Lineage: Eukaryota; Viridiplantae; Streptophyta; Magnoliopsida; Fagales; Fagaceae. The transcript has a single exon. Gene Ontology annotation, molecular function: nucleic acid binding; RNA-DNA hybrid ribonuclease activity.